UGCGAAAAUGGCGACAGUCAGGGAUAGUGAUAUCUCUCUCUGGCUACACAACAAACUCGGUACGUCUAAUGAUUCUUGGACUAGCGGCUCUAUAUGUUCACAGUUGAAUUCUGAAGUUUUGAGGAAUAUUAAGGAUUGUUUCCCAGACCUCCAAACGCAAGUCAAGCUGAAACUUUUAUUAUCCUUUUUUCAUAUUCCCCGCCGUAACAUAGAAGAAUGGCGAGUUGAACUAGAAGAAAUUGUUGAAGUUGCUCAAGUUGAUAGUGAACAGUGGGUCUCGAUGCUGGCUGAAAUGAUGAAAACAUUACCAUCAACAGGCUCCCUUAAUACAGUAAUAUCAGAAAAUGAACAAAACAAAAGGAUAUUCUCAGACCUUGUGAGUGAGUUACGAAAAUUAGUCCGAAAACAGACUGAAAUGAAUCUAUUGCCUCUUGAGUGCCAUUAUUUAAACAAAUCAGCAUUAAAUAAUCUUGUUGGACAGCUGCCUGGACCCGUCAAACAUUUCACUUUGAAGAGAAAGCCUAAGUCUGCUGCAUUACGAGCCGAACUACUGCAAAAAUCGAUUGAUGCUGCUAGUAACUUGAAGAAGAGUGCAGCACCAACCGUGCCAGUCAGAUCGAGAGGGAUGCCUAGGAAAAUGACUGAUACAACCCCUCUGAAAGGAAUACCUAGCAGAGUACCAUCUGGAGGAUUCCAGUCUGGAAUGAACAGUUCACUGAUGUCUAGGCCUGCAAUGCCUCGCAGUACUCUCCCGCGUAAGGAUGGAGGGAUAAAGCUACUUGAUAUUAAUGAACAGCCAAUGGCAUAUGCCCAGGCAAAGAAGAGGAAGAGAAUGCAAGAGCUUGAGGAAGCCGCAGCACAAAAAAAAGCAUCUGCGGAAGCUGCAACAUCUACACCAGAUUAUGCAGCAGGCUUGAUUCCUCCUCCAUCUGUAGCACCAGCAACACCUGCUGCAGCUCAACAAGUAGAACAGCCUACAAUUCAACAACCACCAUCAUAUGCCCCUGUGGUUCCUCAGCAAUCACCUGCAGGUGUCAACAACCUUACACAAGGAGUUAUGGCAUCAAGCUCUGUGCCUAACCAACCGACCAUUAAUCUAGUUCCUGUAGCAGUGGCCAAGGCUGAAAUAGUGAAUCAAGUAGAACCAGAAAGGCGGCAGAUAGUUACUACAGCAACUAUUAUACCAACCAGACCUCCUGAAGAAAAGACCAAGCUUCUAUUAACGCGAGAUCAAAUCUUAGAAGCACAGAAAAUGUUUGAAACUGCCAACAAGGUUACCCGACCAGAAAAAGCAUUGAUUUUAGGUUUCAUGGCAGGUGCUCGAGAAAACCCUUGUCCUCAACUGGGAAACAUUGUUACAAUCAAACUCAGCGAGAACAAACUAAGCCCCGAAGAUGUCAUGUAUAUAGACGGCACCCCAGCUACUCAGAAAGUUGUCGAAACACAUUUUCAGAUGAACUACAAUACAGGAGAAUGGAAACUCAUGAAGAAGUACAGAGAUGUUUCAUAAUAUUAGCUUCAUUUUUGUUACAAGUGUAAAUUUUAUACAAUUGUUAAUAUUCAGAACUUUAUAUAGGAAAAUGUUCAGUUCCAUUAGGUUCCAUCAGAAGAGUUCCGUUAGCUUUAUGUUUCGAAUUAUUACAAGACAAAUGAGUUGUACUUUUAUUAUUCUUAUUAUUUUGUAAAUAUAGGAUUAAGAAAUGAUC
Messenger RNA from Nezara viridula (southern green stink bug), 1706 nucleotides. The record is from the annotation of a GenBank genome assembly. Lineage: Eukaryota; Metazoa; Arthropoda; Insecta; Hemiptera; Pentatomidae.